UCAUGAGGCAACUUAUACCAGCCCCAACACCCUCGAUCUUUGUGUAUAUAUACUCUCCCAAAGUCAUACACAUUUUAUUCUAACGUAGGUUACAUUCUCUCUCCACUCUUUUUCUCUGCAACUCACAGUCAUGGUUUCUCACCUGGUCAACACUAUACGAAAUGUAGUAGGGAUCACAGGGAACGUUAUCGCACUCUUCCUGUUCUUGUCUCCAGUGCCAACUUUUAUUCGAAUUUGGAAGAAAGGAUCAGUGGAGCAGUUCUCCCCAGUACCAUACCUAGCAACCUUAAUCAAUUGCAUUGUUUGGGUCAUUUAUGGCCUGCCAAUGGUGCAUCCCAACAGCAUCCUUGUUAUAACCAUCAAUGCUGCAGGGACCGCCAUCGAGGUCGUCUUCCUCACCCUCUUCCUCAUCUUCUGUCAUGACAAGAAAAAGCGACUCAAAGUGCUACUUAUCAUCAUGGUCGAGCUCAUUUUCAUGGCCGCUCUCGCCACUCUGAUCCUCACUGUCCUUCACACCACUCAACGCCGAUCCAUAAUCGUUGGAAUUAUAGCAAUUUUGUUCAAUGUCAUGAUGUAUGCUGCGCCUUUAUCCGUCAUGAAACUGGUGAUUACGACGAAAAGUGUGGAGUAUAUGCCAUUUUUCCUCUCAUUGGCUUCCUUUGCCAACGGUGUUGCUUGGACUACUUAUGCUUUCCUCCCUUUUGACCCCUUCAUUGCUGUUCCAAAUGGAGUGGGCACAAUAUUUAGUUUAGCGCAGCUAUUGUUAUACGCCACAUAUUACAAGUCCACAAAGAGAAUAAUAGCAGCAAGGAAAGAGGCGAAGAUGGAGAUGCAUCUCUCGUUGUCGGAGGUGACCGUCGCCAACGGCGAUGUUGAUCCCAAGAAGACCGCUGGAGCAACACCUUAACCUUGAGAGACCCAAACAAUGCAUCCAUUUCCAAUAUAUAUAAUUAUAUCCAACUAUAUCUAUCUAUCUAUAUAUGUCUGUAUUAUUUAUAAAUAUAGACUAAUUAGUGGGUGCGAGUUUGUUUUAGUUAUCACAUAUAUCCCUUUCGACUUCUCAAUCCAUGUUUGACUUUUUAUAAAAAUGUAUGGGCUAUUGAGAACAAAGUUGUCUUCAGUUAAUGGAUUGAUUAUGUUGAAGAAA
Messenger RNA from Gossypium raimondii (Peruvian cotton), 1147 nucleotides. RefSeq names its product bidirectional sugar transporter SWEET7. Gene Ontology annotation, cellular component: membrane. Bases 131 to 907 code for a protein of 258 amino acids. Gene Ontology annotation, biological process: carbohydrate transport. Gene Ontology annotation, molecular function: sugar transmembrane transporter activity. The record is from RefSeq and is a predicted model, not a curated record. The transcript is spliced from 5 exons. NCBI's taxonomy places the organism in Eukaryota, Viridiplantae, Streptophyta, Magnoliopsida, Malvales, Malvaceae.